Molecule: messenger RNA, 360 nt
Organism: Meloidogyne enterolobii
Lineage: Eukaryota; Metazoa; Nematoda; Chromadorea; Rhabditida; Meloidogynidae
Source: the annotation of a GenBank genome assembly
AUGUCCUACGUGCAGAUCUCUACUACAACGGAGGCAGCUUCUCAACAGUUGAUAACUGAAAUGAAGGAAUAUAUCACCAAAAUUGGAGUUGGAGAACAGAUGAUUAAAGAAGGAUUGGAAAUUGUUACAACCAACAAAAACAAUCUGAAAAAUUCAAUAGCUAAUUUUGAGAGAAUUGUGGUCGGGAACGUAGCAAAAUUGUUUGUGUUUACUGCUGAGGACAAGUAUUCUUUGUCUAAGAAUGGACUUCAAGUGAAAAUAAAUGAGGAUAGCCAAUAUAUUAAUAUCAGAGGGUUAGCUAAUUUAAUUGAUGACAAGAACUUCAAAUAUUUUGAAGUUUGUUUGGACAAUUUUGAGUAA